Messenger RNA from Hirundo rustica (Barn swallow), 3662 nucleotides. RefSeq names its product phosphatidylcholine transfer protein (gene PCTP). Gene Ontology annotation, molecular function: phosphatidylcholine binding; phosphatidylcholine intramembrane carrier activity. The coding region runs from base 2075 to 2503 and encodes 142 amino acids. NCBI's taxonomy places the organism in Eukaryota, Metazoa, Chordata, Aves, Passeriformes, Hirundinidae. The record is from RefSeq and is a predicted model, not a curated record. The transcript has 5 exons.
GCUGUUCUUUGCAUGACAAUUUUGUAUUUGUAUUCUGAGAAAUCAUUUCAGACUUGGUAAUGUUAGAAAGAAACAGCAAAUAUAUAGGGCUGUGCUAAAGAUGCAGUGGGGUGGGGAAAGCCUCUUUAAAUCACUCUAUAGAGCUUGGAAUUUUCUUCAGUGAUAAAUAAUCCCUGCUUACAGUGUGGCUGUGGUGACUGGCACUGGUAAAACGAUCAGUAGGUGCGCACAGCGCAGGCGAGGCUGGGGUGCCUGCCAGGUAUCCCUGCAGGAAUUAGUGUGUUGAUGGAGUACAGCGUGCUGGGGUGUUCCUGCUCGAGUGGAUGAAGUAGAGGCUUUAGGAUCAGAGCUCAACCCAGAUCUGUAAAUGCAUCAUGCAGUGAAUGAAGGCAAAGGAGCUUUGGGAAGCUGGAGGCUGGAUUUAGCCAGGCAAACGAGACCAAGGAAACCCUGGCUUACUGCAGUGGCUGUGCUGCUAUUGUAUGAAUGGCAGCUGGUGAGAUGGAAAGUAGCUCAGGCUUCUCCUCCUCAUCCUCUCCUGCUUUUAAAGACUGUAGAGGGAAAAUGAAUAUUUGAAACUUAAAAAAACCCAUUUACAGGUGUCUUUUUUUUUUUUUUGGUGUAGUGUGCGAUGCCCCUAGUUUAGGCUGGAGGGCAGACUACAUAGGAUGCAAGGUACCUUUUCAAGUCCAGUCUUCUGAUUCUCCUGGGAAAUAAAUCUCCUGUUUUGUCUUUCAGUUGCUUCAGGUUGCUACAAGAGAAGAUGAAUGAAGUCUAGAAGGGUCUUUGUUGAAAGUUGUUACUGGAAAAAUUAGCUUUUAGCACGUACUGAACUGCUACUCCCCUGUAGCAACAGGAGUCAAGGAAGCUGAAAGCAGCAAUGAUUCUUCCUGUUGCCUUCUCUUUUUGCCUUGUCUUUCCACCUCCUCUGCAGGCUGCAGAAAUAGAUCUGGGCCUCCCUGCUCAGUGCUGUAUUCCAGCCAAGCUGAUUGACUCUCCUGGUGACAGAUCUCAGAAAAACUGAAAUUUUUCACUCUUGUUUUAACUUUCUUACUGUAAAUUGCUGUUUUUCUUGUGAGAAUAAAAAUGUUGAUGCCUCUAACAAAGAUGGUGGGUGCAUGGGGUUACACAGAUGUUGAAUAGUUCAGGUUUGAGGCUGUUGAUUGGUGCUUCAGUGAAGCUACAGUGAAGAUGAAUAGCUUAAGCUUCUUGCUCACAUUCCUAUUUUCUGGUACUUCAAAUCUUUAUCUAGGGUUGAUUUGUGAAGGCGAAGAAAAGAAGGAAAUUAAUCUAAUGACUAACAGAAUGUUGUAUAAUCCUUCUCUUCCUUUCCUUGGGAAUGCUUGGAUUUUAUUUCUACACUGUAUAUUUGAAAUACUGUCAUUGUUUUAAUUUAGUCCUGAACUCAUACUAACAAUGGUAUAAAUAUUGCUCUAUAGGCACAGAUGGAAUUACCAUAUGUUGAAAGUAACAUAAAAACAGGAGAUAUUCUGCACCACACCCGCUUCUGAGAGAAAAUAGCUGAUAAAUAUUCAAGGCAGAUACAAGAGUGCAUUGUAUGUAAGCAUGAGUGUUGUAAAGCAUUCUUUCUAAAGUGUAAGCAUAACUAACUUGCCAUGAGAAUUUAAGGCUUCUGGUAAACCUCAGUAUAGCCAGGAUUUAGUCCACACUGAUGCCUGGAGAUGAAAAGGGGACUGUAUUUGUGAAGAAACAUGCUCCUUCUGGAACUCCUGAUGAAGUAAAAGGGUACUGGUGUAAGGGAAGGAACAGCCAUUGUGCAGGGAGGGCAGGUCAGCCUGGCUGGAUUUAAACUUUCAUGUAUAGAUCAAAAAGUCAAGAGGUUAAAGACUGAAUCUUGCAUUGUUUUUUGAACACUUGCCUUCACAGCUCUUGAGCAUAUUUGUAGUUUGUGCCCCACCUAACUUCCUUCAGCUGUUCUCCAUGAUGCAGUGUACCUCCCUUUCCUGUGUGACUUUUCCUCCUCAUUCCGUUUCCACAGCAAUCGGGACUUUAUGAAUAUAAGAUCUUUGGUAGUCUUGCUGACGUUUCCCCAAAAUUGUGUGCAGAUGUCUACAUGGACUUGGAUUUCAGAAAAGAGUGGGAUCAGUAUGUUAAAGAACUGUAUGAGGAAACACAUGAUGGUGAAAAAGUAAUCUACUGGGAAGUGAAGUACCCUUUUCCUCUGUCAAACAGAGAUUAUGUCUAUAUUCGGGAAUGCCGGGAGAUGGAUGUGGAUGGGAGGAAGAUCUGGGUUGUGUUAGCAAAAAGUGUGGCUGUUCCUCAGUGCCCUGAAAAGCCUGGUAUUAUCAGAGUUAAAAGCUAUAAACAAAGCCUGGUAAUUGAAAGUGAUGGCAAGGCUGGAUGUAAAGUCUAUAUGUACUAUUUUGAUAAUCCUGGUGGCAAGAUUCCAUCCUGGCUGGUCAACUGGGCUGCCAAGAGUGGUGUGCCUGGUUUCUUGAAGGAUAUACAAAAAGCUUGCCUUAAUUAUUCUAAGAGCACAUAGGUGUUGAAAUUGAUCUUAAUUGUUUAAUUCCUAGAUCUCUGCUCUUACAGGAGCAGCUAUUCACAUAUCAUACUCACUAAAAUCUACCUCUAAUAUUUGAAAGAAAUUUAUUUUAGUUGAGUUAUGCCUUGAGUUUUAUUAGAUUUUUUUUUCCAUCUCCAACUGAAGAGCUGGCCGCUGGCAAGGUAACACCAACAUCAGCUGCAGCUUUUGAAAGUACUCAAAGUUUAGCCUUGUUCCCCAUGUUUUGCUUAUGCUGGUUGUCAGGUGUCAUCUAGAGAGUUCUGUGAUGGAUAUGUUCCAUCCUUGCACAAGAGGCAACAAUCUUAUUAGAAAAAUGUCUGAACUUGGACUGCAAAUUGUCUGCAUAUGUUACACCUUUGUUACCUUGCAGGGUGGCUUCCUCCUGAAACUCAGUCAUGGAACUUGCAUUGCAUAGGAGGAAAUGCAUUUGCUACCUAAGUUUGUCAUUCUUAAACUCUCUGCCUGAUAGAAACCUAAAAAAUGCUGAGGGAUGAGGUAAAUUACUAGAAAUACACAAUAGGAACUGGAAGUCUGUGAUGCUAAGCUCCCUUAAAUCCAGAUGUUAAAUGAUCAAGCCUAAAGCCUUGCAUUCACAGCUCCACACUUCUGUAUGAAAAGUAAAAACCCUUCGCUGGGUCCAGCGAGGAGAAAGAGGAGGAAGUGACUUCUUGCAUGUGUGAUUUCAGGGGAACAAGUUUUAUCUUCAGUCAGUAGCCUUACCUAUAAGGCAGCUUGAAUAUCAACUUGAAACUGGAAGUAAUUUUAUACUGGGUGCCUACUACUGAAUGUGGAUGAGCUUGAUGUGGAACUUGGGCUUGCUUACAUUUUUAAAUUUCAUGCUGAUAUAAAGAAUGGAUGGUGACGCACUAAAAGCUUAACUGAGCAGGAAAUUAAAUUUCCAGCACCUUUUUUAGCGGGGGGAGGGGAGCAGGGAGUGCAUAAAAGAGUGAGAGGACAUAAUUCUCAGGGAUUUAAAAUAUUCUACAGAUCUAAAAUAUUCCUAGAUCUAAUCCUGUUUCUGAAUAAGUCUGGUAAUGGAAUAGCUUUGUCUUGUUAAAAAAUAAACAAUUUAAAUUAUUGCCUUUAUACCUUGUGUAAAAAUUUGCUUCCAAUAAAUCAUUAUUUUGUGCAUGUA